AUGUGGUUCGUGAUAAUCACCUCUGAAAAGAACGCUUUGAUUGAUAACAAUGGAUUUACGAUACAGGGUGGCCGAGCGGCAACUUUUCCUCUAAAUUUACUAGGAUGGGAGGUGGAUGUUGUCAAUACGGUCAAACUGAGGAGACUUCAAGCUGUCCUAGGAGACAAUGGGAAACUCUAUGUGGCGGCAGAU
Molecule: messenger RNA, 192 nt
Organism: Acaulospora colombiana
Lineage: Eukaryota; Fungi; Glomeromycota; Glomeromycetes; Diversisporales; Acaulosporaceae
Source: the annotation of a GenBank genome assembly